UAUGGAACUUAUUUCAGAGCUCUCUACUGGUUGUCAGUAAUCAUGAUUAAAUAUACAAGUUAAAACAUAAAAGUAAUGAUGAUUAGAAAAUGGCAAUAUUAGUUUUCAAAGUGCAAUUGAGUUUAGAAUUUAUGCAAUGCCGCUUAAGAGGCAUUCAGAAUGGGUGGUUGCAUUGGAAUAACUAGAAGUAGAAGUGGAGCAAUUGACGAUUCGUCUGGUAGUUUGUCACGACCAAAUUCAGGAAGUACAAGAAAAAAUCAUCCAUUGUGCCAUGAGACAAUCCGAUGGAAGAGUGACGUUCCUUUGACAGAAGGUCAAUUGCGAAGUAAACGUGAUGAAUUUUGGGAUACAGCUCCCGCAUUUGAUGGUAGAAAAGAAAUAUGGGAUGCAUUACGUGCGGCUGCGAUAGCAGCUGAAGCAUUGGAUUUUGAAUUAGCUCAAGCGAUAUUAGAUGGUGCUAACAUCUCUGUACCAAAUGGAUAUUUAACAGAAUGUUACGAUGAACUAGGUACACGGUAUCAAGUACCUAUUUAUUGUUUAUCAUAUCCAAUAAAUAUUGUUAAGGAGGACAAUGGCAGAGAUUCACCAGCUGAAUGUUCGGAACCUGUCGACGGUGGUAUUGAGACAAUACUCAAACUUAGAUUAUCCCACACAUGUGUCGAUGUUAAACUACCAGUAUUUUCCACUGAUACUAUUGGAAUGUGUAAAAAGAAAUUACAAAACCAAGAAGGAAUUGAUGGAUCAAGACAACGAUGGUUCUUCGGUGGAAAACUACUUGGUGAUAAAAUUCAUGUCGAGGAUGCUAAAAUUCAACCUGGAUAUGUUGUACAAGUUAUCGUCAACAUGGAAUACAUACCAAACGCAGAAGGUUCAUAAGACUUAUCUUACAACAUUGUAAAGGAAACAAAAACGGACUAUAAAAAAUAUGUUUAAUUUUUCUUUUUUGUUAUUAAUUUUUAAAUGUGUUCAUCCAUUUUCAAUUGAUGUUUUGCGCGAACAUAUUUGUUUUUACGUGAUUUUAUUCUACACAUACAAUUAUUGGUUGAAAGUUUUUACUUAGUUCAUCGUCUGUACAAACAAAAAUGGCUUUACAACGUUUGUCUUUAAUCAAAAAACAAUAACAAAUUUUUAAUAAAAAAGUAUGUAAAAAAUAAAAAUUAAAAAAAAAAAAAAUUUAUAUACACAAGUAAAUAUUUAAAAAAAAAAAAGAAAGUAAAAUUGUAAUCUAGGCGAAAGAGUAUCAAUCUUUCUAGAAAUUUAAAAUAAUUAUCUGGCCAUACAUGAUUACUUUUGCGGGCCGCAGUGAAUUUGCAAACCACAACUGGGCGAUCAAUAAAUCAUCUUACAAAUUGAUGUCAAUCUAAUCGAUAUCCUACCCGUGUUUACGUGGUAGGAAGAAAUUCAAUACAAACUUAAAAUUUUUAA
Messenger RNA from Chrysoperla carnea, 1425 nucleotides. Its product is annotated as ubiquitin domain-containing protein 1. Gene Ontology annotation, molecular function: protein binding. The coding region runs from base 160 to 876 and encodes 238 amino acids. The transcript is spliced from 3 exons. NCBI's taxonomy places the organism in Eukaryota, Metazoa, Arthropoda, Insecta, Neuroptera, Chrysopidae. The record is from RefSeq and is a predicted model, not a curated record.